This is a messenger RNA of Salvia miltiorrhiza (redroot sage), 1240 nucleotides long. RefSeq lists its product as uncharacterized. Gene Ontology annotation, cellular component: cytoplasm. The transcript has 3 exons. The coding region runs from base 208 to 1056 and encodes 282 amino acids. NCBI's taxonomy places the organism in Eukaryota, Viridiplantae, Streptophyta, Magnoliopsida, Lamiales, Lamiaceae. The record is from RefSeq and is a predicted model, not a curated record. Gene Ontology annotation, biological process: protein refolding.
GUUUGGAAAAAGAAUAAAAAAACAAUUUUAUAGGAGGGAUGGAGAAUUGGAUCAAAAACAAAAGAACAGAAAGAUUUAAAAAUAGGUAGUAGAAUAUGAAUGAGUUGGAUUUUCAGAUUCAGAUUCUGGGCUGUCCAACUCCUACCACUAAAUCUCUCUCACAGUCACCGCAGAAAUUAGUGAGAGAGGGAAUCAUAUCAUAUUCAUAUGCAGGCAUGCGGCUACUUAGCGCUAGGGCCCACCUCUUUCGACGGUGGCGGUCGUCCCAAAUUCAUUCUUGGAUGGAGUCGCCGUCGUCCAUUCUCAGCUUCCGCCGCCCUCAACCACACUCACUACGACGUGCUCGGCCUCUUACCUAACGCUUCAACCUCACAAAUCAAGAGGGCCUACCGUCUCCUCGCUCUCAAGUAUCAUCCCGAUGUUAAUAAGGAAAUAGGAGCUAACGAGGAUUUCAAGAGCGUCCGACUUGCUUAUGAAAUACUGAUUAAUGAAUCAACAAGGAGUGAAUAUGACAAAGCUCUCCGUCAUCAACCUAGCAGAAGAAGGCCAUUAGGGGAUGAGUGGUCCAUCAAUCAAGAAUACGAGGACGGUUUGAGGCUGUACAGAUGGGCUUACCUGAGGCGGAGGGAGAAGUAUUGGGAGAGAGAUGAAGAGGAGUGUGAUGAAAAUGAGAGGCGUGAAUGUGAUGAGGAGAGAGGAUCCUUGUUUGAAGUUGUUAGAUCAGCAUUCCUCAGUGUGUUUCUGAUGCAGACAGUUGGUGUGCGGCUGUCUCUCACAUUUAGUAGCCUUAUGGCUCUGUUGGACCAAAAUCUUGAUGCAGGAUAUAAAUUUGGGUAUUUGAUUGCAUGGAUAGUGGGCGGAAGGGGCGGCGUCUUGCUUUCGAUUUUCUUAUCAUUUGCAAGUUGGGUGUGUGGGAAAACCAGCAGUGGCGUAGUUGCUCUUGUAGUUGUUGCUAUGUGGCUUGGUUCAAAUGUUGCAAGGUGUGCUCCAAUUCCACAAGGUGCUCUUCUCACUCUUCUCUACAUGUCAAUCAAGCUGCACAUUGAUCUAACCUAACCUUCCUCUGCAAUACCCAAUGGAUAUACAUAUUUUGUAUUCUUUUUUUUUGUUUUUGUGAAUAUGUAUUACCUUAAGCUAAAAAUUUGUUAUAUUAUCUAGGGUUAUUUUUAAAAAUAGUCCCGACUUUGACUUGAUCUUGAGUUUUUAGUUCGAAUUUAUAAUUAUUACAUUUAUGUUUUCA